Molecule: messenger RNA, 2548 nt
Organism: Heterocephalus glaber (naked mole-rat)
Lineage: Eukaryota; Metazoa; Chordata; Mammalia; Rodentia; Bathyergidae
Source: RefSeq, a predicted model, not a curated record
GGAGAGUUCAGUGUUCGGGUCUUGGAGGCAGACAGGGAGUUUGGAAGUGAAGUCCAGGGGCGUUUAGAAGUAAGAAAAAUAGGAGAUAUGGGGGGGGGUCCUCAUUAAAGAUACCUUGUCUCCCCAUCGGGGAAGAUGAGAGAACGUUAAAUAAAUACAUAAAUAUUUUUAAAAGUCAGUUUGGCUCAGGCUUUGUAUACACCCCUAACUUUGAAAGCUGUUGAGGAAUCUUACUGUAGUUCGUUUUCUGUCCUUUUUCCUUCCUGCCUCCGUCCUCGGGUCUCGACUUGUGCCCUGCUUCCCUCUGCCUCUGUCCCUCCUGUCACCAUCCCUUUCUGACCUCUCUCCCUCUUACCACCCGUUCUAGCACACCUUCCAUAGCGUCUCUGCCCAGGCCGUCUCUAGGCUGCUCCUCUCCCUGCCCUAGUCUUGGUACCUGUCUCUUGUCUCUCCCCCUCAGCAUCUCUCUCUGUCCCCGCCAGUCCCCCCACGCCCUCGCUUUUCAAACGCGCGCGAGACGGGUUGUUGCCCUGGCGACCGUUGGUCGGUUUUCUGAACCCUAACCCUCAGGCCCACCCACCGCCCGGGAGUAGAGAAGCCCCUGCCGGCGCUGCGCCUGCGCACACAGAGACUCCGCCUACUACAUCUCCCAGAAAGCACCGCAAAGAGCUUCUCCACUCCACCACGGUGCAGGAGAUGGCCGAGGAAGAACCCAUCCCGGCCAGGGGUUGCCAUAGAGACAGCGAGGCUGACGGCGUCCUAGUGAAGGCCAUGAUUGGUGCAAAACCCUGCAAAUCCCAGGAAGGGCCAUAGAGAAUUGACGAAAAUGGGGGGUGGAGGCAUGCGCGGUCUAGAGGGAAGUACAGCCAUCAGUUGCCCCCUAAGAAGCUUGUGCACAUCGACGGGGGCCGGACCCCUGGAUUGAAGGCGGGGAGCGUGGAAGAGACAGCCAGGAGGGCGCCCUAACCCUUAUAGCCACCGCUGUCCUAGGGGGCGGGACAAAGGGGGGGGUAAAGACGGAGACAAGGUUGGGGGAAGGGCGAAGGGGCGCUUGAGGGGCCGCGGAGCAUCUUGGGAGACGUAGUCCGCCGCGGACGGAGCACAGCGAUCGCGCAUGCUUGGGAGUGUGGCGUGGCCCGCUGAGCGUGGAGCGCUGAGAUACGGACACUGACAUUGCAGACUUGAUCUAGUGGUCCUGAUGAGGCCCAUCAUGCUGGGACCCUUGGGCCAUCCACCCCCAGAAGAUGAUGAGCCUGUCAUGGUGAAGCUGGAGGACUCUGAGGAAGAGGAAGAGGCUGCCCUGUGGGAUCUGGGACCUGAGGCUGCACGCCUGCGCUUCCGAGGUUUCUGCUAUGAGGAGGCAGUGGGACCCCAAGAGGCCCUGACCCAGCUUCGAGAGCUGUGUCACCAGUGGCUGCAGCCAGAGUUGCACUCCAAGGAGCAGAUGAUGGAGCUGCUGGUGCUGGAGCAAUUCCUGUGUGUGCUGCCCCCUGAGAUCCAGGCCCACGUGCAGGGGCAGCGGCCAAGUAGCCCUGAAGAGGCUGCUGCCUUAGUUGACAGGCUCCGUUGGGAGCUGGGCAGGCCUCGGAGAUGGGUCACAGUCCAGGUGCAGGGCCAGGAAGUCCUGUCAGAGAAGAUGGAGCCUUCCAGCUUCCAGCCUCCACCUCGGACCAAGCCUCAGACUCCAGAUCCUGGACCUGAGACACCUCCUGGGGCUUCGCAGGAAUUGCCGCUGGGCUUUCAGGUGAAAGAGGAUCCAGAGGCUACGGAGGAGCCAGAGUUGCUGGAGUCUGGGCCUUUACCUGUGACCCAGGAGGCUGCACCCACUGUCCUACCUGAGGAGGCCCAGGGCUACAAGACUGCGCUGGAGCUGACCUCUCCCCACGGUGACACUGGCCCCGAGGGGUCCUCGUGGAGGGAGCAGCCUAGGGCCCUGUGGCUUGAGGAAGCUGGGGGCCUCUUCUCGCCAGGUGAGUGAGACAUGACCCACAGUGGGUCUGGGCCCCACAGCUCUCUACCUUGCUCCUGGUCCAACCAGGCUGCCCUCUCCAGGUCCCCGAACUCCCCUCUUCUCCAGACCAUUCUCUGCCUUGGGCCCCGUGCCUCCCCUAACCACCAUAAAUCUCCGAGAGUCCAGCUUGUGUUUCCCACGCCUGUGUCUUCUCCCAGUCGUGGCAUCCUAGGUUCUGCUGGUCGGGUAUCGGGGCAGGGAGCGUCCAGAUGUGGUAUGAAGGGCAGGUUGGUAAACAGAGCGGGAGGGGCCUUGACACAACAGAGGAACCUGGCAAGGGCAAACUAGGGUCCUCCCGGGAUCUCCUGUCUCGGUUUGCUCUUUGUGUUGGCGGGGCUUCCUGUGGAUUCUGAGAUGUUACAUGUCUGAAACAUUUGUCUAAUCUUUAACACUGCAUCAUUAGAUGCAAGUCUGAUUGGAAGAUGUUCUUACCUGUACUGGGAACUGAAUUCAUUCUCUAGGCAAGAGCUCUACCACUGAACUAUAAUAUACUUCCCCAGCCCCACAUUUUUCAUUUUUCUUUUUUGUUUUUUUCUC